Branchiostoma floridae (Florida lancelet) is the source of this 1771-nucleotide messenger RNA. Its product is annotated as glycine receptor subunit alpha-4-like. The transcript is spliced from 4 exons. Gene Ontology annotation, biological process: chemical synaptic transmission; chloride transmembrane transport; nervous system process. Lineage: Eukaryota; Metazoa; Chordata; Leptocardii; Amphioxiformes; Branchiostomatidae. Gene Ontology annotation, molecular function: transmembrane signaling receptor activity; neurotransmitter receptor activity; chloride channel activity. The coding region runs from base 1 to 717 and encodes 238 amino acids. The record is from RefSeq and is a predicted model, not a curated record. Gene Ontology annotation, cellular component: neuron projection; synapse; membrane.
AUGUUGUUGAUUCCCACAGUUGAAGGAAUCCGCCUGUCCUGGGGCUUCCCCGGGAUCUGGUUGAGAGAAGAGCCGCUGACAUCGGACAUCACGUCCCUCCACUCACAGUUCCGGCUCAGCCGAGUGGACAUCAAGUCCUACGUGACAUCCUUCAUCCCGUACUCCAAAGGGAAAGGAUGUACCUACUCCACUGUCUCAUGUGACUACGCCGCCGCGGAAACGUGCUUCUCCAGCCAGCUGCGGUCCUGUGUCAUACGGACGGACAACCACGAGUGCGGGUUCUGUACCCGGUUUGCUGGAGACUGCAGCAAGCAAACACAAAACUGCAGUCUAUUGUACAAAGCUGACAGGUUCACCUAUACCGCCUUGGAGAUCCAGCUGGUCCUACAGCGUCGUCUGUCCUACCACCUGCUGCAGAUGUACAUCCCGUCAGGUGCCAUCGUCGUCAUGUCCUGGGUCUCCUUCUGGAUCGACCCGCGCUCCGUACCGGCUCGGGUCGGCCUCGGCAUCACCACCGUACUGACCAUGACUUCCCAGAGCACCCGCACCGCGCCCAUGCCGCAGGUGUCGUACGCACGCGCCGUGGACGUCUGGCUGGUGGCGUGCGAGCUGUUCACGUGUGGAGUUCUCCUGGAGUUCGCCAUCGUCAACUUCAUGCAGAGGCAGGAGCUGAAACGUGUGGCGAGAAUACGUUCUCUGGAGGUGAUGAAUUUGUAAAUACUGUGCAUCUAAAGCAAUGGUAGACGAAACUCAUUUUAUUUCCAAGUGUUCAUUUAGCCACACCGAAAGAACCACAUUGUAUAAAGAAACCAGUCACAAUUAUAUUCCCCAGCUGAACAGAAAGCCACUUUCCUCUUAAAAUCUCAAAACCCACAACUUGUAAAAAAAGUGGGAUUUGUCUUCCUCUGCUUCCAAAAAAAAAAGAAGUCAAACCCAACCUAUCUAGAUGUAGUCAACACUAGUAUUCCAGUAGACUCUUUGUAUGAUAAUAUUUAUAUAUAUCUGAUUUCAGUUCAUUGCUACUUGCAUGUCCCGGGCUUAUCUUGUUUCUACCAUGUUCUUACAAUCACCCUACGAGCAUUAGUCUGUUGAAAAUAUAAAGAUUUAACAGAGAUUUUGAAACUUACUCAGGUAGAAAACUGAUAGCAUGCUACAUAGCUUCAACUAUGGUUGCGCUCAAAUACUGCGAGUUUCUGCACGGAUUCUAGAUGUGAAGAUAGAACAAUAAAAAUCAAAUUACUUGACUUUUUUGUUUGCUCUACAGGGAGUGGAAGAUGGACAAAUGGAUUCGAAGGAAGGGGCUUAUGAGAAAACGCUACCAAAAGUUAGCAUCUCUACCAGAAUGGACUACACGUGUCGGUUGGCCUUUCCCACCUCAUUCCUCAUCUUCAACCUUCUGUACUGGCUGAUGUAUCUGAAUUCCAGAGACAUAUAGGGGAGGAUGUAAAACCUUCACAGCACCUCCCAAACAACUGGAUCAUCCAUGGCAUAGCAGGUUCCUGGACCGGAGCUUUAAUGACCGUUUCUUGCUAACUGUGGACAUAUUUCUGACUGCUACCAAGUUUUGAUUGCUCCAGGUAGAUGUGUGUAUCAUUACACGAAACCUUUUUUUUGAAAACUCAUUGUUGUACAGAAUGAGCCAAUACUACAUAGAGUCUAUAAUGUAAAGAUUGCACCACUAGAUAUCAAGAUUGACCUCAUAAUACUGUCUACAUUAUACUGAUGCUGCCAAGAAAAAAAUAAUGAUAGGGUUAAGCAUGGUAUGUCAUUA